CAAUGGAAUGAAAUAAAUGGGCUUGUAUUCACACCAGAGGCUGUUGCGUCAUAAGUAAAAAAUAAAUAAAAUCAUAAAGAUAAAAAAAAAUUAGUUUAGCUGGUUGACUUAAAAACCCCUCUGUUGUGCAUGAAGGGCAGCGGCAAAUUUGUGCCACAAAUGAGGAGGUAUCUCUACUUCAGUCAAAGCCAUACAUUUACAGCACCCAUUGUCCUCUUUGUUCAGCUGGAAAGACAUCUCACCUUUGAUUAGAUGGGCACACCAUGUACAGGAAAUGCUAAGGCAGCCCUAACUGCCUGCAAUAUGGUCCUCAUUUAGCAGAAUUAGGUUACUCAGGAUGAGAUGUUCAGCUGAAAUUCAGGACCUUUUUACUAUUAGACGUGUUUUGCUCAUUUGCAUGACUCCUGCAUCCCAGUUCUUGUUAUAACUUCUCUAAUAUUUUUGUUGCUAUACUUUCAGGUGGUGUAUGUCAUUGAGCAUGACUUCUCAAAUGCUUAUAUCCAGGAACAUUUGCAAUUAGCAUUUGACAAUGUCCAGGUGAUUAAGGUUGAAAAUCCAUCAAGUGAUGAACUCACCAAGAAGCGAAUGCGGAAAAGGAAGCUUGUUAGGACAGGAGAACAAGCGGUAACACCUUCUAGGGAUGUCCGUGCCCAGUUCUACUCUCGCAUGGGUCUUGUUGCAACCACAACUGCACAGUCUUCUCAAAGUAUAAAGGAAGAGCCAGCUCCUCAUCCAUCAUGUAGCAGUAGUGCUGAAGAUGAACAAAGCUCUAAAGAAAGAGCAAACCAUGGCAGUGACAGGGAAUCUAAUAGCAAUAAAACAGAACACGAGACUGAUAAUAGGCCAACAAUAACUGUUGACUGCCCAGAAGUGCUUCUUGAUGCCGAAGAGGUACAUCACAAUCUGUUUGACAUUCUGUUCAAAUGCCAAUCAGUUGAGGUCCCCUGGAGGCACUUACUGGCAUAUUCAAUAACACUUCACAGGUCGCUCCUGUCAGUACUGGCUGCUUGUUUCCAGGAUGCCAAGCUGCUAGAUUGCUUAUGUGCCUGGCUGUGCUCAACAGUGAGCCCCUCUGUAGUGGAACCUGCUGUAACAACUAUCUCAGGAAGUCAUCAACGAGAGUCUUGGGAUAUACAAAAGCUUCAGUGGCAUCAGUGGACGAAGGAGGACCUCACAGCACUCAUCUUAGCAAUAGUUGAUAAGAGAGAGAAACUUGCACACACUCUGGCCAAAGCAUUUUACAUUUUUGAUCCAGCCAGUCCUCUGGUUAAAUUUUUUCAUUUCCAUGAAACAUUUCUGGUGCAUUCUGAUUAUGAUGCUUGCAAGGAAUAUUUGAUUGCCUUCAAGUUAUCUUACAACAAGCUGGCCAUGAAGGUGGCUGUAGACAAGCACGUGGAUGUGCUCAAGAUUGGGACGUUAGAGUGGCUGGAAGAACUAACAAGUCAAGUCACAAAACAAAUGCUUACACAUUGUGAGAGUGCCCACCAACAACACCAUCUUUUAGCAAUUUUGGCACGAACUAUGUUUGGAAGAAACUUCUUGUGUAAUGUGCCUGAUUAUCAUGAACUGCAUGAAGUGAGCACGGUUCUUCAUGGCACAGACACCGACAUGAGACUUGAAGUAAUGCUGGAGAAGGGAAGUGAAGACAGCCAAGUUGAGAAGGAAAGGGUGCUGCUCUCAUUGCUUAACACUAAACACUUUACAGAGGCUCGAAAGUUUGCUGAAUUGGUGAAACUGUCUGGUGAUCACAUUACACGGAAAGAGGUUGAAGCAGAAUUGGAAAAUGCGAAGAACUCCAUGCUAUGGGAGAUAGAGCAAGGACGACUUGCAUUCUGGCACAAAGCAGAAAAGUGUUUCAGAGGCCAUGGUUGCAAACCAGAUACUGUCGGCUCAUUCUUUGAGAACCAAGCCAGUGACACUGAGCUGUCAUUUACUGAGCGUGCUAUGCUUCUUGGAAUAGCAGUGAAGUGGUUUUCAAAUCUGCCCUCUGAUCAACAACAAAAGACACAAGAAGAUUUACAAGAUCUUCACAAGAAGCGAUGGCUGUUUAAGAUACGAGCAGAAAUCGAAAAAGACUUUGUGGGGAAUCUGACCAGAUCUGUGAGCCACCUGGAGUUUCUUUCCCAUGAAACAGAGAUGGAGUUAUUAAGUGAAAUCAAGCCAGCUAACAUAGAAGUAGUUUCUCGCAAGACUGUCAAUUUAAAAGAACUUGUGCAAGAUGAUACUGCUGAAGUACAAACAGACUCUGAAUGCCUACUGGAAACAGAAAAGGAAAUUAGAGCUUUGGAGAAGGUGAUUGGUGACUUGUUGGAGGGUUGUCACAUCAGUCGGGCACGAUGGCUUGCAAGGUUGUUUAAUCACAGCUGUUUGGAGUUAGAUGUUGUUAUGUCAUGCAUACAUUUGGCCCAAGGAACACGUUUUGUGGACACACUUGAUGAUCACGUUCAGAUCCUGCUUUCCUACAAGGGACGACAAGAAAGCCUGGAUAGCAGCACCAGGCAAUUCCAGCGUUCGGGCAGUUUUAUUUUCACAUCCAGCUUCACUGAAAAGAUGGCAGAAGAGCGUCAUGACUCAGUGUCCUCUGCAGACUGGGUCAAAGUUGAAGACAUCAUCACUUCCAUGGAAAGUCUGGCAUUCCACUGCAAGCAGGGAAAAAGAUGCUGUAAUUGUAUCAUCACCUGCUACAGGGUUGCUCAGACCCUUGGCCAGGAGUAUGAGACUAUUGUAAAUAAGAAGCCUUUAAGCGUUCUUCAUUCAUUGUUACUCUCUGUAUUUGAUAACCGCUAUAAACUGAUGGAGAGUUACAUUAAAGCUACACAGCUUGACUCUGUGCAGGUGACACAAUUUUUGGCUGACAUCAUCUUGAAUUCUCUUCGUGUUCACAGCACUGGUGAAGAUAUUUCAGGAAGAGAAUACAGCGACUUGACUGUAAAUGCGGCACCAUCUUGUGAAGACAUCAGUCACAUGAUUCGCUUGUGUCCUGACUAUUCCCUGCUUGGUGGCCGUCUCCUGGACACAGCCACAUCAUUGGCCAAUGAGCGUGCUGAAGGAACUACUCUUCCUGGAGGAUUGAACUUAGAAGUGGAGUUGUUAGUCCGUGCUCAUGAGUGCCACACAUUGGCUUGUAACAUGGAGGGCAUAGCAGCAGUGCUCCGGAAUGGAAGAGUGCUCACAACUGCUUUGGCAGAAACCAGAGAUUAUAUGCUGAUGGUUCGUCUGCUCACUGGCAUAGCUAGGUUCCAUGAGAUGUCUUACAUCUUUGAUACUCUCUUUGAACAUGAGCAUUUUGAGCUGCUUUGUCGAAGGGGAAUUGAUAAGGAAAACAAGCUUAAAGUUGCUCUUCUUGAGUACUUACGAAGACAACACCCAGAAGAUACAGACAAGUUCUCCAUGGUGGCCCAUCACUUCAGCAUGUACCGAGAGAUCGCCCAGACCCUGGAGGAGACAGCUGUGAAACAGCUGGCUAGUCUGGGAGACUGUUUCCCAGAGAAAAAGCAAGGACAGGUAAAUGCUGAGAAGGGUGCUGCUGAAGUUUUCUUCAAACUAAACUCCAUAAUGAAGUCCUUCUGCUAUGCUUCAGACAACUAUGCAAAGGAGAACUGUUGGCGACAUUCACAGAAUUGCCUCAGAAAUGCUAGGCUGGUUCAUCUUCAAAUCCAGGUUCUUUCAUCUGGUGUCACAGUUGUCAACUUGGAUGAAUAUGCUCUGAAGAAAUUUCUUGCUCAUCAUACUCACUUCUUUCAGUCUCUUCUGGUUGCUGAAGCAUAUAAAAAGCGUGACAUUUCCAUUUGGUUUGACGCAGUUUACCAUCAAGUUGUAAUGAAGGGAAACUUCAGCUACUUUCAGGAUAUGCGUUCAGCUCUUCCGCUCUCCAACAGCCUUUUUGUUGAUAUUGCCAACAAGUACAAGAAUGAAAACUCACGCUCAUCUCAAGCAGCCACCAACAUGAAAAGACUGUUAGGUUUUGUAAGUGAUGUGCGCAUGUGUUACAAACUGGCCACUGACCUGAACUUCCGUGAUCUUGGCACAAGUAUUCUCGAGGGCGAUGGUGGUGCAUUUUUGAGGGAUGUUAUGGUUCCCUGAGUUUGUGUACAGGAGCUGAAAUGAGAAAGAAAGUGCUGCCACAGUGGACAAUCACCUCACUGCACCUUUCAAUAGCAUGCGAACUCUAAAGUUCAAAAAAUAACUGAUUGCAUUUUUGGCUGCUGUCAAUCAUUUUUUUUUACACUGACAACCAACAAACUGUGCAAAACAGAAACAUCCAAAAAGGAUCAAAUUCUACCAAUCGCAACCCACAGACAUGACCAUUUGAACCCAUUGAAGCAAACUUCUGUUUUGUGAGAGGUCCCCAAGAUGAUUGAUAGCGGCGAAACAUGAAACCGAUGAUUGAGCAGAGUUUGUUACUGAAGGUGCAGUAAUGAAAAGGAAGUAGACUUAAGUUGAUCUGAUAAUCAGAGACAGAUGUGGAGAAAACCAAAAUACAACAAUGGGCCAAAGGCCAUUUAUGUUAAAAUGAAGGAUCAUCAGUUUACACUGUGUUAACUGAUGUCAUCUGAGCAAUUUUUGUCACCAAUCAAUGUUUAAAAUCUAGAGCUCCUAGAAAUUAGCUUAAAUUUAAUAAUGAUCAGGGAUGGAUAAGCUUCAUACAUUUUUUCAAUGUUUUGGUCUUACAGACCCCCCUCCCCUGACCCCAAGAAAUUCCAAUCCAUUCUGUGGGGGAGUAUGGACAUUUUCUGGAACUGUACAAUAUUGAUUUAACAUACUUCUCUCCAUGCAUAUUGAUUUAACAUACUUCUCUCCAUGCAUGUUUAUGAAUGGCUGUGAACUGUAAGGAAUAUGUAGCCUCUGAAAGCAGUGAUACUUAACUCCUCACAGCAAUCCCCCCCUUCUGACAGUUCAGCUAGAUAGUGUAGAUUUAAUGUGCAGUUAGCAAAAAAGUGUAGAUUUAAUGUGCAGUUACAAGACUUAAGAAU
Messenger RNA from Orbicella faveolata, 4973 nucleotides. Its product is annotated as spatacsin-like. Gene Ontology annotation, molecular function: protein binding. Lineage: Eukaryota; Metazoa; Cnidaria; Anthozoa; Scleractinia; Merulinidae. Gene Ontology annotation, cellular component: synapse; axon; cytoplasm. The record is from RefSeq and is a predicted model, not a curated record. Gene Ontology annotation, biological process: axo-dendritic transport; axonogenesis; chemical synaptic transmission.